Brenthis ino (lesser marbled fritillary) is the source of this 831-nucleotide messenger RNA. The record is from the annotation of a GenBank genome assembly. NCBI's taxonomy places the organism in Eukaryota, Metazoa, Arthropoda, Insecta, Lepidoptera, Nymphalidae.
AUGAAUUAUUUAAUUUAUAUUUUACUAUAUAGCGUUGUUUUAGCAAGUUCUAGGAUUCAUGCGGCAAAUUUAUUUGCUGGCGAGGAAGUUGAUUUAGGUCCUUACAAUAUUAAAGCAGCAGUCGGGAAAAAGGUACCAGACAAUUUGCAAAAGGCAGAGGUAGACGUGCAAGUUUCUACAAACGCACGCACAUUAGUGGAGCAUUUACGUUCAAAGUUUUCAUCCGGAGCCCCACCUCUACCCCCUCUGGACCCUUACAAAUCGAAGGGCUUUUCUGCAGUCAGUUUAGAUGGAAAUAAUAAUUUACUUUUAACUGGUAAAAUCAAUAUUAAAGAAGUAAUUUUAACUGGCGGAAAAGAUUUCCGUUUGGGCCGAAUUGAAUUAAGCACGAGCAAUAAUAACAUUAAGGUCAAUUUGGAACUAACAAUACCCGAAUUGAACGGAAACGUACUUUUUGAUGCUCAACUACGAUUGGCAGGAAUCUUUCCAGUAGAUGUCCAAGGCGAAAUCAGGGCGUCUCUGAAGGGCGUGAAAAUCGACGGAGCAGCCUGGGCUGAAGAAAAGAAAGCUGCAAAACAUAUUUACAAUCUACAAGGAUUGCGAGCCGACUUUCAUGCAGAUGAUAUUAAAAUACGGUUAGUAAAAAGCAAUUUGAGUGAAUUCAUAAUAAUUACAGCUGGCUCGUAUAUACCUAUCGGUCCAAAUACAGGAUUAAGAAGUACGAUUCAAAAUUUAGUUAAAAAUUACGUUGCGGACGAGGUUUUUAAACAUCUAAAUAGUAUACUAAGUACACUAACUAUUGGUGAAAUUAAAUCAUUGUUGAAAGUUAAC